AUGGCGAUCGGUUUAAGGGAGGAUGAGUUCACCGGGCAGGUUCUGAGACGAGGUCAAUCUGCACGAGUGAUUUUUCCGAUUGUGGUAAAAUGUGGGUACCGUUAUGAAAAGGCCACGUCAAACAGUAUCGACGGCCCGUUUCGGGUCGAUGAGGAAGACGCCUACCUUACGGUGCCUCAGCUCGUGUGGAAGUACGGCUACCAGAUCGAGGUUCACGAAGUGCAGACGGAGGACGGCUACUUGCUGGACCUGUACCGCAUCCCUGGCCGCCGGGCCGCCUCCGGUCAGCCGUCCCAGCGUGCCUUCCGGAACGCUCCCGUUUUGCUGAUGCACUCGCUGCUGAGCAGUUGCGCCGACUGGGUGCUGAUGGGCCCGGGCCGUGCCCUGGCCUACCUGCUGGCCGACAGUGGGUUUGACGUGUGGAUGGGCAACGCGCGGGGCACUCGGUACUCGCGCAAGCACCUGCUCCACCAUCCGGACCGGGCGGGCGGCAAGUUCUGGCGCUUCUCCUGGCACGAGAUCGGCCUGUACGACGUGCCGGCACUGAUCGACCACGUGCUGGCCGUUACGGGCCGACCCCGGUUGCACUACGUCGGCUUCUCCCAGGGCACGAUGGUGUUCUUCGUGAUGAUGUCCCAUCGGCCGGCGUACAACGCCAAGGUGAUCGAUAUGCAGGCCAUCUCGCCCUCGGUCUACAUGUACCGGCUCGAGGGACGGAUCGUGCGCUCGUUCGUGCGGUCAGCGGACCCGCUGGUGGACGCCCUCGAUGCCGCCGGACGUUACGAGAUCCUGCCGAACAAUCGGCUCUUCGCGCCCCUUUCGCAGCUCGCGUGCGCCAACUCGAACGUCACGCUCUGCCGGGAGCUGAUCUACGAUGUGGCCGGUCGGAACCCGCCCCAGGUGGACGAUAAGCUGCUACGAGUGUUCCUGGGUCACUUCCCGGCUGGCGCUUCCCUUCGCCAACUGCAUCACUUCUCGCAGAUAAUCCGAACCGGCCGAUUCGCCCAGUACAGCCCGGCAUCCCUGAACGACCGGGGGAAACGGUUAGGUCACCAGCGGGCUUCCCUACCACCGCUCUACAACCUCACCCGGGCCCUCGUACCGGUCGUGGUGUACUACGGUCUGAACGAUCACGUCGUCAACUACCGGGACGCACUGCAGCUCGCCGACGAGGUCCCCAAUCUGGCCGGAGUGUACCAGAUCACCGACCGGCUGUUCACCCACAGCGAUUUCAUACUGGCCCGGAAUGCGGCACGGUUGCUGAACGCACCCUUGCUGCAGGAGCUCGAUCACGUUGGUGGACUGUUUUCGUCCCUUCUGGUGCUUCCGGUCGCAUCCAUUCUGCCGGGUGUCGGUGCUGAACUCCAGACGACAAAUAGUGCACUGGAUGAUCGUCGAACGGGGAGUAUCAACGAUUUUAAGAGCUAUUUUGCGAUCGAUUUGGAAGAUGGCGAAUUGCGCACGCCCGAAUUGAUCGCCAAGUAUGGCUAUCCCGUCGAGAGCCACGAAGCGACGAGCGCCGACGGUUACAUCAUCUCGGUGACCCGCAUCCCCCCGAAGAAGGUGCUCCAUCCCUGGCCGAUCCUGCUCGUGCACGGUCUGCUGGCCAGCUCUGCCGACUUCCUGAUCAUCGGACCGAACAACAGCCUUGCCUAUCUGCUCGCCGAUCGCGGUUACGAUGUGUGGUUGGCGGAUAUGCGCGGAAAUCGGUACUCCCAGAAGCACGCCCGGCUGUCCAGCGAGUCUCCGGAGUACUGGGACUUUACCUGGCACGAAAUGGGCUACUACGAUCUGCCGGCCGUUAUCGACCUCAUCCUACGACGGACGGGCGCUCGGCAGCUGGACUACAUCGGUCACUCGCAGGGCACAACCGUGUUCUUCGUGAUGGCCUCCAGCCGACCGGAGUACAACGAAAGGAUCGCUCACAUGUACGCACUGUCGCCGGCGGUUUUCAUUUCGCACAUGCGCAGCCCACUGGCCCGGUGGAUGGUCGGGAUCGGGGACGCUCUUAGGAGCCUGUUCGAUACGCUCGGGAUUCACCAGUUUCUGCCACACAGCGCCGGCCAGCUGCAGAUCUCAAAGAUGCUCUGCCCGCUCGACGAUCCGGGUAACCUAUGCAUACAGAUCGUGAGCAUGACCGUUGGACCGAACCCCAAAAUGAUGGACAUGGUGGCAAUGCAGGUCCUUGUGGGGCAUGAUCCUUCCGGUGCGUCCGUCAAACAGCUGCUACACUACGCCCAGCUGUGCCGCAGCGGCAAGUUCCGGCAGUUUGACUACGGUCGGCGCAACAACACCGAACGCUACAGCCACUGGAAGCCGCCGGCGUACAAUCUAAGCGCGAUCACGGCCCCGUUGACGAUCUUCUACGCGCGAAACGAUUGGCUGAUCGAUCCGAGGAACGUACUCCGAUUGGCCCGGCUGCUGCCCAAGGAACCGACGGUGCAUCUGGUGGAGGACGACAACUUCAACCAUCUCGACUUUACCAUGGCCAAGAAUGCCCGCGCGAUGGUGUACGAGCGGAUAUUGAGCCAUCUGGUGGACCGCGAAAAAGCUGUCGGAAACCGGUAG
Anopheles coustani is the source of this 2568-nucleotide messenger RNA. RefSeq lists its product as uncharacterized. NCBI's taxonomy places the organism in Eukaryota, Metazoa, Arthropoda, Insecta, Diptera, Culicidae. The record is from RefSeq and is a predicted model, not a curated record. Gene Ontology annotation, biological process: lipid metabolic process. The transcript has 7 exons. The coding region runs from base 1 to 2568 and encodes 855 amino acids.